Messenger RNA from Lethenteron reissneri (Far Eastern brook lamprey), 2271 nucleotides. Its product is annotated as leukocyte cell-derived chemotaxin-2 homolog. The record is from RefSeq and is a predicted model, not a curated record. Lineage: Eukaryota; Metazoa; Chordata; Hyperoartia; Petromyzontiformes; Petromyzontidae.
GUGCUUCUGAAGCCUCUACAACAUUUCAUCUGUCUUGUUAAGGGAGAAGAACAGGAAGACAAUGAAUAUUCUCAUUCUACUUGUCCUUUUGGGACCUGGCUUGGCUGUGGCUCAGUACGAGGAAGACGUUCAGUGUGAGAGCGAAGAGGGAGUGUGUCAGUACAAUAAUGAGACGUGCAAUGGCAAGUACGAGUUGGGUAAAUGCGGUGGACCAAUCAACCGGCAGUGCUGUCUCGAAAACGAAAAUCCGCUCAGAUACAGCCUCCAACUACCGCCUUAUGGCCAUGUGAUUACUCAAUGCAAACAGGGUGACUUUUGCCAGUCCCUUGGUGAAAAGUGUCAGGACAUUUGGAACCCUAAUUUGAAAUGCAAUGGCAAAUAUAGACCGAAAAUGUGCCCUGAACCAGGACAUUGUCAGUGUUGCCUACGGUGCCAAGCAGAUGAACGGUGUAAGAAGGUUGGUGGGUCGUGUCAGUACAAUAAUUACAAAUGCCACGGCAUAAACAUGCUGAACAUGUGCCCUGGAGGAAAAAACUGUCAGUGCUGCGUCCCAAAAUGGAAACCCUUCUGUCACGGCCAAGUGGUGAACGUCGUGAGAGGAUGCGAGGGUAAAUAUGGGUGCGGUCACUACAAGGCACAUCGUCCACAUGGCAUGCACAUGGGAGUGGAUAUAAUUUGCCCGGAUGGAUCGAAAGUGAAUGCACCAUUCAAAGGAGAACUGAAGGGUUGGGCCAGGGCCUACAAGAAAAACAAUGCCGUCAAUGAUGGAGUGAUCCUUUCCAACUCUGUCUUCUGCAUUAAGAUUUUCCAUGUCCACGCGUACCACUAUACAGGCGCAGUUGACAGUGAUCAGGCAAUUGGGUAUCUGCUGAACGUGCAGAAAGUUUACCCUGGAGUCACCUCCCAUAUCCACGUCGAGAUGUGUGAUAAAUCCAGGAAUCCAACAUUUUACUUAAAUUAACAACGGCAUGAAUUGCUGAAGACGGGGUCUUUUUACGUUUCAUUCUGGGACUAGUUUAGGGUUUUGCUAAUAUUAAUCACAAUAAAUUACAAAUUUUGUGCAAUGAAAUAUGAGUGAUAUUACAGGACUUCCUCAGUAUCCAUAGCUACAUCUAUUUUCCAGAACCACUAGACCACACAACCUCUAAGCUGCGCUCUUAAUUUGCACGGAAUUAUCUCAAGUGAGAGGCCAAUAUUUGAAAGGAGACUCUUAAAGCUACAAUGGCUUCAAUUGCAUUAGUAUAGUUUGAUAAGAAUCUAGUCAUAUCUGCAUUACUUUACGCAACAUUCUGAAUCCCAAAAGGAAGGAUCCUAAUUGGGAUGUUUUGUAAAAUGAGAGCAUUUGUUGCGUUUGAGGAAAAACAAAGUCCUGAGAAACUCCCACGAAUAACGUGUUUAGAACACUAAAACAGCGUGCAAUUAAAGUCAAUCGAACUUCCCUAAUUAGCAACCCACUUGCAGUACGCUGCUGUUCCUCAACGUGAGUGCUACAAGAAGGUGAUAAUCGUGUUAUAAUUGUAUGAUGUUACACUUGGCCAAGUUAACCCCAAUUUGCUUUCGUCCUGGUACAUAGAAAAACAUUACAAUUUAAAUGAACGCUUCUGGAGCGCACUAAGUGUGGUUAAUUUCACUGCUACCUUUGAAUAAAUUCAGAACGUCUUUUUUUAUUGAACUGGUCAUUUUGUGUAAUAACUGUAAUCCAGGGCUUUAGGAGGCAAGGAUUGGGUGAGUGAAUAGAUAACUGAAAAUUCUAAGGAGACGGCAUUACAGCCAAUGGCUUUGUGAACCAUCAAGUGGGACAUUUCUAAAUUACCCCCUUCUAUGUGUGGAUUUUCUCUGAGCACAUUUUUUUCCCACAUGCAAAAACAUUUUUUAAAUACAUUUUAACAGACUUUGCUAGGACAAAUAAAUGACAAAGUCGCCAUCAACAAUGCUCAAUACACUGCUGGAUGAAGGAAACUGCCACGAUCAAUAGUAUCCAUAGAAAUAUUCAUUUUUAAUUCUCGUCGGGAUAAAAGUUUAGAUAGUCACCCACAGUAAAAUCUGGUCGAGUGGUAGCAUAGCAUGACAUGUUUAGGGUGACUAGUGUAGUUCUAAAGCAUUCAUGUCAUACAUCCUGUGUAUUAAGCAUAUUUUUUAUGAUGCAAACACCUGUAAUAUCAUAAAGCAUUCAUGCAUAUUAAAUGGUAUUUAAUUAGUGGUAUUUUUGAUUAAUGGCUUGCGGGUGCCGAUACAGUAUUUGUACCAUUUGCUUGAUGAUGAGAUUGCAAA